Molecule: messenger RNA, 285 nt
Organism: Trametes versicolor FP-101664 SS1
Lineage: Eukaryota; Fungi; Basidiomycota; Agaricomycetes; Polyporales; Polyporaceae
Exons: 3
Coding region: 1-285 (94 amino acids)
Cellular component (GO): cytoplasm
Source: RefSeq, a predicted model, not a curated record
AUGUCUAGCAACCGCAAGAUCGGAGGCUUCAAGGCCACCAUCAACAACCCCAACACCUCCGAGGAGGCAAAGGAGCACGCACGCCAGCAGAUCGGCGAGCUCGAUGGCGAGUCUGAGCUCACGGACGCGCCGAACAGUGGCAACACCGGCCGCCACGAAGGCAAUGAAGGCAAGGACGAGACCCGCCAGAACGCUGGCUUCAAAGGUGUCCUGAAGAACCCCAACGUCGGUGAAGAGGCCAAGAAGCACGCUAAGGAGGUUCUGAAGGAGCGCGGCGCUAUGUAA